This is a messenger RNA of Python bivittatus (Burmese python), 6518 nucleotides long. It is a transcript of the gene F8, whose product is annotated as coagulation factor VIII. Gene Ontology annotation, cellular component: plasma membrane. The record is from RefSeq and is a predicted model, not a curated record. Gene Ontology annotation, molecular function: signaling receptor activity; copper ion binding; oxidoreductase activity. NCBI's taxonomy places the organism in Eukaryota, Metazoa, Chordata, Lepidosauria, Squamata, Pythonidae.
GGUCAAAAACUCACUGGGGUUUCACAAUACCUGAGGAUGGAGCUUGCUGAAUAGGUCAGGCUAUUGUCUCCUUCUCCUCCUGGACUUCUCUCUGAAUUGGAGCCCUUUGGCACAUGCUGGUAGACCAUGUGGAGGUUGCUGUCACACGGACUUAUCUUAUUGGGCUGCGUCUUUCAGGAAAGCAUCGGCAUCACCAGACGAUAUUUCAUCGGAGCAGUGGAGAAGGAAUGGGACUAUAUGCCCAACAAACAGAAUGGGUUGUCUUCCUCUGCCCUAGUCCAUCAAUAUAAGAAGGCAAUUUAUUUGGAAUACACAGAUUCUACCUUCAGAGAAAUAAAACCCAAGCCUGCUUGGAUGGGUCUUUUGGGCCCCAUCAUCCAAGCUGAAGUCUAUGACAAGGUGGUUGUUACCUUUAAGAAUUUGGCUUCACGACCCUUCAAUAUUCACGCUAAAGGAGUGUCUUAUUGGAAAGCUUCUGAAGGGGCAGGCUAUGAUGAUAAAACCAGCCGGCUAGAGAAAGAAGAUGAUGCUGUGGGGCCUGGUCAAACCCAUGUCUAUGUGUGGGAGAUCUUAGAAGAUCAAGGGCCAACUGGAUCGGAUACACACUGCUUAACUUACGCCUACUCCUCUCAUGUGGACAGUGUCAGGGAUACUAACUCUGGAUUGAUUGGACCACUGCUGGUCUGUAAGCCAGGGACUUUGACGAGUAUAAAAUCCUGGGGCAAAAUGCAAGAAUUCGUCCUGCUUUUUUCGGUGUUUGAUGAAGAGAAGAGCUGGUAUUCUCCAUCUCACAUCAGAGGAAACUCGAAGUCUCCAUCUAAUCAGCUACAGUUUCAUACCAUCAAUGGGUUCAUUCAUUAUUCUCUGCCUGGUCUCAAGCUGUGUGAGAAGAGGCCUGUCUAUUGGUACGUCAUUGGCCUGGGCACCAUGCCUGAAGUCCACUCCAUACUUUUUGAAGGUCACACUUUUCUGGUGAGAGAACAUCGUUAUGCCACUCUGGACAUUUCCCCCGCCGUUUUCCUCACUGCCGAGACAACACCCAGAACUAAUGGCACAUUUCAGAUGUUCUGCCAGAUUCCAUCACAUCAGCAAGCUGGCAUGAAAGCCUUCAUUCAAGUGGAAGUUUGUCCAGAACCUCCUGAGAAGAAGAUGAGGAUGGCAGAACCAUCUGCGGAUGAGGACAACUAUGAUUAUGAGGAGGAGGAGGAUAUGGAAAGCACGGUGAUAGACUUGGAUUCACCGAGGAUUGCUGGGCGUUCUCGUGCCAAAAAACUGCCUGUGACUUGGAGGCAUUAUAUUGCUGCAGAGGAAGGUGAUUGGGACUAUGCGCCAGUAAAGCCUACUAACAUGGACAGCACUUACAGUAAGUUUCUGGAAAAUGGCCCCCAGCGGAUCGGGUCCAAGUAUAAGAAAGCAAUGUUUGUGGAAUAUGAGGAUGCAACUUUCAGUAAGCGGAAGCCACCCAAACCAGAUCACAUGGGCAUCCUGGGACCUGUCCUCAAAGGAGAAGUCGGUGACGAGUUUAUUAUUGUAUUUAAGAACUUGGCCAGCCGGCCCUACAACAUUUACCCUCAUGGAAUCACCAAUGUCACUGCAUUUCACCGUAUUGAAAAUCCCCGACAUCAGAAUAUAAAGUUGAUAGCCGUACGACCUAAACAGAUGUUUGCAUACAGGUGGCAAAUAAUGCCUGAAGAUGGCCCAACCAGAUCUGAUCCUAAAUGCCUGACUCGCUACUAUUACAGCUCAUUCAGACCUGCUAAAUCCUUAGCAUCUGGGCUUAUUGGACCCCUCCUGAUCUGUUUUAAAGAAACCAUGGAUCUGAGAGGCAAUCAGAUGAUAUCUGAUGAAGCAAGAUUUGUGCUGUUUUCUCUCUUUGAUGAAAAUUGGAGCUGGUACUUGGCAGAGAAUAUCAAUCAGUCUUGUUCCGAUGCAGCUAAUGUUGAUCCCCAGGACCCGGAGUUCUAUGCAUCCAACCUCAUGUACAGUAUCAAUGGGUAUGUCUUUGAUAAUCUUGAAAUGGAACUUUGCCAGAACCAAGUGGUUUAUUGGUAUGUCCUGAAUGUGGGUGCCCAGACCGAGAUCCUGUCUGUCUUCUUCUCUGGAAACACUUUUCAGCACAACACAGUCUUUGAGGAGGCCCUGACAAUCUUCCCUCUCUCUGGAGAGACUGUUUUCAUGAGCAUGGACAAUCCAGGCAAAUGGAUGCUGGGAUGCUUGAAUCCUGAUUUUCGAAAACAGGGAAUGACAGCUAAGUUAACUAUUUUAGAAUGUCCCCAAGAAGAGUAUUUUGAUGACGAUGAUGAACAGGACUAUGAUAGCAUUCCACUAAACUAUAUCAGUGAAGCCAAUAACCUACAGGCAAGAGGUUUCUCCAAGAAAAGUAGAGGUCGCCUUGAACCCCCUGACCAUCUUCUCAAACAAAACCAUCACAAUAAUUCCGAUGACCCACUCAUAUCUCCUGGGGAACCCUUAUCCCUAGAUGAACCCUUGUUUGACAUCUUGCCCACGGAUGCUUUCCCCAUAGAAGAGCAAUUGCCUCUAUUGAAGCAAAGUUUUGAAGAACACUCUCCUUCAGAAAACUCAUCCCUUGCACAGGAAACAUCACAUCAUAACCAUCUUUCAUUAGCAAGUGCAGCCAACCUAGCUAGAGAGGCUCUUAGCUUCAGAAUUCCCAGGUCAACCGAUGGUGCUGGAAACCUACAGAAUUCUACAUCUUUAAGUGAAGAUUUUUUCCUUGGUAAUAAUAGUAUUCAUACAGUGUCCCACAAUGAAGCAAUUGAUGCAAUGAAACAGAGUCCUCAGGAUAAUGAGAGUGAGAAGAUUAUGCAACUCAGAAUAAAUCCAACUGUUGGGUUGCCAGAUCUUUUGAACAAAGAAAAUUCCUUAUUUCUAAAGAAAGAUGAGGCAAUGUAUUCAGAUAGAUGGACUGAUAUUAUGGACAGGGCCCUCUAUAUUAAUGAUAUUGAAAAUGAUAAUGAUAGAUUCCCUAUAAAUCCCUCUUCUACUAAUAAAACAAUAGAUAGCUUGCCUCUCCAAGGAGAUUUCCAAGAAAAGAACCAAGACAACAUUCUCUCAGGAAAAGAAUCUAUAUCCAGACUUAGUGUUGCACCCAGUAAGACCAGUGUCACAAAUUCCCAUGGAGCCCUGAAUAUAUUUAUGGAUCAAAAUGUUACACAAAAUAGGUCAGCAGAUACAAUUUUAAGUAUUCCCCAAAUAAACUCAUCUGAAAAAGGGGAUAUUUUACACCAAGGAGGUACCUCUCCAUCACAACUAGCUGGCCUGGGAAAGGGUACAAGUUCUAAGACAGAAGAGAGUCAGUCAAAACUAAACAUACAGAGCCCAGAAAAGUCAACAGAUGGGAUAAAGUCAGUGUCCUGUCAACAGCGUUCCCAUGAUUGCAGUAGACAGUUGGGAGAGAGGUCUGUGAAACCACAGGAAGUCACACUGGAUGAAAUAGCUGAUAGGGCAGAAAUGGAAAGAAAAACUUCUAGCAAGAGGGAUGAAAGAGUUCAGCCUUUGCUCAACUUCCUCAGGACAAGCAAUAAGACCAAGGUUUCUAUAACAAGGACUCCUUUAACAGAUAGAGCUAAAGGAGAUCAUCAAAUAACAAAUGAUAACAGAACUACAGCUUCAUAUUAUUCCCUAUUGAACAUAAUCCAACAUGAUCUAAAUUUAUCUCAAACAACGAAGGAUGUAAGCAAUACCACCGUGAUUUCCAAUAAUUUUAGAACAGAAACAAAGGACCACAAUAUGGAAAUGAGGCUAGGAUUGGCUUCAGCUGUUUUUGCAAAUGGAAACAUUUCUGAAGCCAACUCUCUUCCUCCAAAAAACACAGAACAAAUACAUACAUCUGGCCUAUUUAGCACUCCCAAAGAUGCACCAGUUAUGAGACAAGCUGGCCCAGAAACUCUUUUGCAGUUGCAGCUGAGGAAGUCUAGUGUGGAUCAGGGUCAAAUGUUAAGAAAUGAACCUUUGAAGGGUACCAUUAAAAGGGAGGAGGUGAAAAUCUCAGCACAACAGGCUCCAGCUGCCAAUGAUCUGCUCUCUCAAGACCACCUACCAUUCAGUCAGGCCAUUCAAGGGCAGCCGUUGAAGGAAAUUAAUAGUUCAAAAGAAGUGAAUGGGUUUAAUGAUGAACAAAGUGAUACUCCUAUCUCAAGAGAUGAAACACCAGUAUUCAAAGGGAAGGAAGGGAGGGAAGAAGUGGGAGUCUCAUUCAGCAAGGAUUCAGGUGCCAGGUUUCAUGUGAAGGUCUCCAGAACUCCCUUAGGUGACAACCAACCAGCAGAAAAAAGGAUCUCAAGACCUAUGAAAGAAAAAUUUGACUAUGAUGAUUAUAGCAAUACAGAGGAGACCAAGGAGGACUUUGAUAUCUAUGAAGAAGAGGAACAGGAUCCCCGUAUGUUCACUGGGAAAAUCCGACAAUAUUACAUUGCUGCAGUUGAGGUGAUAUGGGAUUAUGGCAGCCAUAUUUCCUCCCCAUAUCUGAGAGACAAUGACCCAAAGUCCGGCUGGAGGAAGCUCUCUGGAAGUUAUAAGAAAGUCGUCUUCCAAGAAUAUUUAGACAGCACUUUUACUCAACCAAUGGUCCGUGGAGAAUUGGAUGAGCAUUUGGGCAUUUUGGGGCCAUACAUCCGGGGACAGGUUGAUGAUACAAUUGUGGUGACUUUCAAGAACAUGGCUUCCCACCCCUAUUCUUUCCAUUCUAACUUACUGCCAUAUGAAGGGAGCUGGGAAGAUGGAGAACGGCGGAGGCCGGAGGCUGUUCAGCCGAACCAGCUUCGCCAAUACUCCCUCAAGGUGUUGUCUACAAUGGCUCCUUCCAUGAGUGAAUUUGACUGCAGAGCCUGGGCAUACUUUUCCAGUGUUAACCUGGAAAAAGACCUCCAUUCUGGUCUUAUUGGGCCCCUGAUUAUUUGCCAGGCUGGGGUGCUCCGCACGACGCAUGUAAGGCCGUUGACUAUUCAAGAAUUCUCCUUGCUCUUCACCAUCUUCGAUGAAACAAAGAGCUGGUAUUUUGCUGAGAACUUGGAAAGGAACUGCCCGCCUCCUUGCCACAUUCAGAUGGACGAUCCUGCCCUUAAAACCAACCAUACCUUUUAUGCUAUCAAUGGCCAUGUGAAAGACACGUUGCCAGGGCUGGUGAUGGGACUACAUCAGCGGGUCAGGUGGUAUCUGCUCAACGCAGGUGGUGCUGAGGACAUCCACUCUGUCCAUUUCCAUGGGCAGGUCUUCAGCAUCAGAAUGGCUGAGGAAUACCGUUUGGCCACCUACAACCUCUUCCCUGGUGCCUUUGAGACAGUGGAAAUGCGACCAUCUCAUCCCGGGAUUUGGCGGGUGGAAUGUGCUGUUAGUGAGCAUGAACAGGCAGGAAUGAGUGCCCUCUUCCUUGUGUACAACAAAGAUUGCCAGAGUCCUCUGGGCUUAGCUUCUGGAUAUGUUGCUGACUCUCAGAUCACAGCUUCAGGACACUAUGGUGAAUGGGUCCCCAGUCUGGCCAGGUUGGACAACUCUGGGUCAGUCAAUGCUUGGAGGAGUAAUCAGAACAACUCCUGGAUCCAGGUGGACUUGCUCCAACCCAAGAUCUUCCAUGGAAUAAAGACACAAGGAGCUCGGCGGAGGUUAACUAACUAUUACAUCUCCCAGUUCAUCAUCUUCUAUAGUCUGGAUGGAGAGAGAUGGAAGUGUUAUAAAGGCAAUUCUACCAGCUCCCAAAUGAUAUUCCCUGGGAACGUGGAUGCCGUGAGUGUGAAAGACAAUGCCUUCGACCCUCCCAUUAUAGCCCGUUACAUCCGUCUCCACCCAACACACUUCAGCUUUCGCAACACGUUGAGGAUGGAGCUGCUAGGCUGUGACCUGAAUAGCUGUUCCAUGCCACUAGGAAUGGAGAGUAAAUUUAUUUCUAAUGGACAGAUUUCUGCUUCUUCUUGGAUUGACAAUAUAUUUGCUGUUUGGUCUCCCUCUCUGGCCCGGCUCAAUACGAAAGGGAGAAUAAAUGCGUGGAGACCAAAGAUUGACAGCACAUCAGAGUGGCUUCAAGUCAAUUUUAAGAAGAUGGUGCGGGUGACAGGAUUAAUAACUCAAGGCGCCAAGUCUGUCUUCACCCACAUGUUUGUAAAGGAGUUUUCUCUUUCCAGCAGCAUGGAUGGCAAAAACUGGACAGCUGUUCUUCAAGAUGGGGAGAAACAGAUUUUCCAGGGAAACCAAGAUUAUUUCCAGCCCGUGAUGAACUUUCUGGAUAACCCAUUCUUUGCCAAGUAUUUGAGGAUACACCCACUCAGCUGGAACAACCACAUUGCACUCAGGAUGGAAGUGUUGGGCUGUGACACGGAGCAGAUGGACUAGUGACGAUGAAACUGUCUCCUGCUUUUGCUGCAAACACUUAGAACAGGAGAACCCUCCCAUACGUAGCCCACUGCAACGUAUUUAUCAUGAUAAACCAACUUCCAUUACCCGUGUAUUUUUGACAACAGUGUUUUGCUGCAUAAGAAACAACAUAAAGUCUCUGAAAAAAUGUU